This is a messenger RNA of Drosophila pseudoobscura, 1565 nucleotides long. Its product is annotated as seminal metalloprotease 1. The record is from RefSeq and is a predicted model, not a curated record. Gene Ontology annotation, molecular function: zinc ion binding; metalloendopeptidase activity. Bases 1 to 759 code for a protein of 252 amino acids. The transcript has 2 exons. Gene Ontology annotation, biological process: proteolysis. NCBI's taxonomy places the organism in Eukaryota, Metazoa, Arthropoda, Insecta, Diptera, Drosophilidae.
AUGUCUUCCGCUGGACUUCCAAAUCUACUACUGGCCGGACAGCCUUCCGCAAAGGUGUUCGACAAGGGCUUAAUCUAUAUGGCUUUUAUGACGGCGCGACCAAAGCCCUUUCCUGGUCGGGAUACUACUGGAAGGGUGGCACCCUCGUCUACAGCUUCGGUGAAGGCCUGUGUAUGUAUCCCAGCGUGUUCCCUGACAGCUCCUGUAGGACUCCUUGCUUUUACAGCUAGCCGGGACACCGAUCUAAUCGAAAAAGCCAUGGCGGCGAUAGCCUCCCAAACCUGUGUGCGAUUUCGCAGGACUCGGAAUGCCCAGGAGCCGCAGGUGGUCAUACAGCGGAAGGAGGCCGGCUGCUGGUCGUACGUGGGCUUCCUGGGCAGGCAGCAGCAGCUCCUCAACCUCGGCGAGCGGUGCAUGACCAGCGGCACGAUUCAGCACGAGAUACUCCACGCCCUGGGGCUGUUCCACACGCACUGCGACCCGCGGCGCGAUCAGUACGUGAAGAUCCACCCGGAGAACCUGAAGCCCGGCUACGAGCACAACUUCCGACUGCUCGGGAUCGGCCAGGACCCACAAAUGACAGACUUUGGCCUGGGCUACGACUACGAAAGCCUCAUGCACUACGGGGAGUACGCAUUCUCCAGGAACGGCCUGCCGACGAUAGUGCCGCUUCGGAGGGGCGUGCGGAUUGGCCAGGCCAAGGGCCUGAGCGCAAAGGAUGUGCGGAAGCUAAACCGCAUGUACUGCAGAGGAAACUAAGGGCAACCGCAUCCCAUCUCCAAGUAAUCGCCACAUUUGCAAUUCCAACGAGUUGUGGCACUUGACAGGAAACAAGAAUCUCCUCCUCCCCGGCCUCCUGCGGGCGCCGUUAAUCCACAAAACAAAAAGAGCUCUAGCCGUGCUAGAGGAAGUGUUUGCCUUUGCCUUUACCUUUGCCGGCAACUAAAAAUUGAAUAUUUAGUGGUCGUAAUUAAAAAUUAGCGCGCUGGGCAACUAACCAACAAGCCAGCCAGCCAGACAGACAGCCAGCUACCAGCCAGUCGAGAGCUUCCUCAGCCAUGGCUCGUAAUCCCAGGACCAACUAUCUGCCACACAAGGACCCGCAUGUAGUCGUACAUAUAUUUGGUUUUUUAAUGGCACAAAGCCCCACCCGGCCAGAGCUGGGGGCUACCUGCAAACACCGAACGGAAGUCGUAAACAUUUAAUUUAUGCAAGCAAUGCAUUCAGUUUUUUAGCUGCAUCUAAAGAUGGGCUAAUAUCGUCUGCCAGGGAGGGCCAGGGACGGUCAGGGAGCGGUUCCUGGGGCCUGCAGCGACAUCCACCUUAUCUGUGCGGCUUGUGGCAAGUAGGACUGCAUUAGCGGCUAUGCUCGGGGACAUUAAGCGGGCCCUGAUCGAAUAUCUGCUUAAACAAAGUGAAUGGAAAGUGCGAAAGGGCUUUAUGGGGAAUAGCUUCUGUUUUGGGGUCCCUCCUUACGCUAUUCCCUAGCAAAAUAGAAGGUUUUUAGCUUGAUCUUGUGAUCUUUAGAGGAGUCUUUGAUGUGGUAUAUAUGUAUAUCUGCCCCC